UAUGUAAAUUCGUGAAUUUUGGCAUUGAAAAUAAAUGACAGAUUACAUUGUCGAAUGGUUUUUGUACUAAUGUCAUAUUAACUUUAAAUUCCGCAUCGUCAUCAUCUUUUCCACCUAAAUUCACGUUUCAUUAGCAUGACCUGCCAGUCAUACCCUCCACCAACAAGAAAAUGUAUGAAACUAAUCUAUGCCAGACAAAUUUUUGAUUCCAAAGGUGUUCCAACAAUUGAAGUAGACCUUAUUACAGAUUUGGGUUUAUUCAGAGCUUCAAUUCCUUCUGCAAACAGCCAAGGUCCCUAUGAAAGUGUAGAAAUCAGAGACGGAAACAACAAAGACUAUUCUGGAAAAGGUGUCUGCAAGGUGGUUCAUAACAUCAACUCAAUAAUCGGUCCGGAGCUUCUAAAGCAAGAGCUUGAUGUUACGGAACAAGAGAAAGUUGACCAGUUCUUGAAAGACCUCGAUGGCACAGAGAACAAAUCAAAAUUUGGAGCAAAUGCCUUAUUGGGAGUUUCUCUAGCAGUAUGUAAGGCCGGAGCUGCCAAAAGGGGCCUUCCUUUGUAUAGGCAUCUAGCAGAUUUGGCGGGCAUAAAGACCGUUGUGCUUCCAGUUCCCGUCUUUAGUGUUAUGAUGGGGGGACGAGCAUCGAGCAAUAAACUGCCAUAUAAGGAAUACACUAUACUUCCCACAGGAGCUACAUCGUUCGCAGAAGCCAUGAAGAUGGGGACGGAAACCUAUCAUUCCCUAGCCAAAAUUCUCCAGCGUAAAUAUGGGACAAACGCAACAACAGUAGGUGACGCUGGAGGGUUUGCUACGGCUAAUAUUAAAAACCCCAAAGAAGCACUUCAGUUUAUAGUUAGGGCCAUCCAAGCUGCAGGGUACACUGGUAGGGUUCAAAUUGGUAUGGAUGCAGCUGCUUCGAAAUUUCUUGUUAGAGGUCAUUACGCUCUGGAUUUUAAGAACAAAAAAAAGAAUCCAAAGAACAGAAAGAAACCUGGAGACAUGCUUAAGAUCUACACAAACAUGGUAAAUACUUAUCACAUUGUAUCACUACAAGAUCCAUACGGCAAAGAAGAUAUGCGUUCUUGGGCAAACAUAAGCAACAGGCUGAAAAUCCAGAUUGUCGGAAACGAACUUACUGCUUCAAACCCACAGAGAAUAAUGACAGCCGUACAUGAAAAGGCUUGUAAUGCGUUCCUACUAAAUUUGAGUCAGAUUGGCACCGUAACCGAAGCAAUUAAAAUUCAUUUACUGGCACAAGAAAAUAACUUAGGCACCGUGAUCUGCCACUGCGAUGGAGAGACCGAAGACACGUUUGAAGCAGACUUCGCUGUGGGGCUGUCCAAUGGGCAAGUCAUUUUCGGAGCACCUUGUGCUGAACAUCUGAGCAGAUACAACCAAAUUCUCCGCAUCGAAGAAGAACUGGGAAAAGAGGUUCGGUACGCUGGCCAAGCUUUUAGGAGACCGUUAUAAAACGUGGGCUAUAAUAAACAUUAAAAAACUA
Molecule: messenger RNA, 1501 nt
Organism: Diabrotica virgifera virgifera (western corn rootworm)
Lineage: Eukaryota; Metazoa; Arthropoda; Insecta; Coleoptera; Chrysomelidae
Product: enolase-like
Exons: 5
Coding region: 136-1470 (444 amino acids)
Biological process (GO): glycolytic process
Cellular component (GO): phosphopyruvate hydratase complex
Molecular function (GO): magnesium ion binding; phosphopyruvate hydratase activity
Source: RefSeq, a predicted model, not a curated record